AUGUGGCGUCAAUAUUUCAGUCGGCAAAAGACUAAUGCUAAGAAUAAAAAGUUAAAUGAUGAGAUCAAUGAUACGAAUAAAGAUAUUCCAGUCGGUGUUUUACAAUUGUUUCGAUUUACUGAUCGUAUUGAUAUUGUUCUUUUAAUUCUUGGUCUGUGUUUCAUGUUGGGACAUGUAGUUGGUGCUAUCGCAAAUGUAAUUCUUUUUGGUCGAAUCACGGGAUUAUUUGCCACUACAUCAUUUGCUGUUGAUUGUACUAAUCAAUAUAAAAAUUUCGUAUCUACAAUUCUCAAUAAUACUGUAUGUCCUUUUGGUAUUGAUCUUAAUCCAUUAAAUUAA
Molecule: messenger RNA, 339 nt
Organism: Adineta steineri
Lineage: Eukaryota; Metazoa; Rotifera; Eurotatoria; Adinetida; Adinetidae
Source: the annotation of a GenBank genome assembly